This is a messenger RNA of Xylaria bambusicola, 1046 nucleotides long. RefSeq names its product peroxisomal biogenesis factor 11. Bases 196 to 915 code for a protein of 239 amino acids. The transcript is spliced from 3 exons. Lineage: Eukaryota; Fungi; Ascomycota; Sordariomycetes; Xylariales; Xylariaceae. The record is from RefSeq and is a predicted model, not a curated record. Gene Ontology annotation, biological process: peroxisome fission; regulation of peroxisome size. Gene Ontology annotation, cellular component: peroxisomal membrane.
AUCCCAUUCCUCGUUUCGCGCCUUCACUUGCAAGACAGACAAUCGAAGAAGUGAACAAUUGCCGAGCUGGUUGAAUAUCCUUAGACACCCCUCCGGGUUUCGUUGCCCUCGAUCAGGACCAGAUAAGCCAGAAGGAAAGACGAGGAGAGAAAAGAACGAGAAGAACAGGCAAAGAAGGAAACGUCUUCGCCCAAAAUGGUCGCCGACGCUCUCAUCUACCACCCCUCGGUGUCGCACUACCUCAAGUUCGUCGCGACGACGGUGGGCCGCGACAAGGUCCUGCGUCUCCUGCAGUACUUCGCGCGGUUCUACUCGUGGUAUCUCCUGCGGACGAACGCGACGCGGGCCGAGAUCGCGCCCUACGACGCCAUCAAGAAGUCGUUCGGGUCGACGCGCAAGCUGCUGCGCGUCGGCAAGAACGUCGAGCACAUCAAGGCCGCCGCCGUCGCCUUCGACUCGCUCACCACCAAGAACGCCGGCGGCGACGCCGUCCUCAAGUACCUCGCCCUCGGCCGCCAGAUCGGAUACGCCGGCUACCUGACCGGCGACGCGCUCACCGUGCCCACCGCGCUGAACAUCAAGGCUUGGGACGGCGCGAAGCGUGCUGGUAGGGAGGCGUACCGCUUCUGGGCCAUCGGACUGGCUUGCUCCGUUGUCGCGCAGCUGUACACGCUGAAUCAGUUACGUCAGCGCGAGGCUAAGGUCGAUUUGAAGGAGGGCGAGGGUGUGGUAGAGGCUAAGAAGAUUGCGCGCGAGCGUUAUGCCAGCCAACUCCAGCUCAUCUCCGAUCUGUGCGAUCUCACGGUCCCAACCUCGGGUCUUGGCUGGACCAGCUUCGACGACGGCUUUGUCGGUCUCGCCGGUACGGUCAGCAGUUUGAUUGGCAUCUACAACCAAUGGAAGAAGACGGCGUAGAUGAGGACCAGCAUCUGAGUGGGAGAUGAGGAGAGCGCGUUGAGUGAAUGAGGAGUGCUAAUCUGGGUUACGAGGAGUCUCGAAGGAAGGACCGUGAUGCGUUAGUUACAUCACGCCGAUAAGCAGCUGCG